AUGUUUUCUCGUGAAAAGAAAGAAGACAACUCAAAGCGCUUCAAUGAGAAAAAAAUGCAUGUUCUCGGACAAAUUCUCACAACACCACAAAAAGACAUCCAAGUCCAUCUCAACGCAAUGCGGGACACCGUGGAAAUGUUGGUUUGGGGCGACAAACACAAUCAAGGUAUUACCGACGCUUUCCUCGACGAUAAUCUUUUUCCCGUCAUCGUCGACAUAGUAAAAAAAGGAAAGAAACCAGCUACUCUCCAGUUUCUCCAAUGCUUCGCCAUUCUCGUCGAGAACAUUAAGCAGACAAAUUUUCUCUAUUUCUUACUCAGUCAAACAAACAUCGACACUAUACUUAACCUUCCCAUCGACAGAAACGACGACGAUAUCAUAUCUCCUUAUGUUUCGAUGCUCAAAAGUAUUUCUUUGCGAUUGACUGAUGACACACUUCAAUUCUUUUAUAAUCAUCAGACGAACACAUGUCCGAUUUUAAGUGAGGCUGUUCUUUUGUUGAGUCACAAAGACUCAAUGGUUGUCUCUCACGCACGAAACAUCAUCCUCCAAUUCACUGCGUUCACUACCGACAAAGCUUUUAACGCGUAUUAUCUCGAAUAUUCAAGAUCACACUUCUACCCACACUUAUUCACUUUAAUACUCAGACAUGUCCACUCCCUUCCCACUACUCUCCAAAUCAUGAUCGAUGACAUUUACUUUUUGACCGACUUACUGACACUGCCACCACCAUACCCAGACACUUUGACAUAUUCCCUUUUCGACAAAAUGAUAUACCCACACAUCCUCCCAGCUUUCAUCUCCGCUACAGCAACAACUCCAAAGAAAGUCGACUGCCUCCAAUUCUUAAUUCACCUCUAUUUAUCAAAGUUCCCAACUCAAUUCCUCGCCCUUAUUUCCCAUUGCUUGAUAGUGCCAAUUCUCCCCCUUGGCGAAAACAACAGACUUUGCGACAAUAUCGUUUACUUACUCAAAGAACACAACACAAUCGACUUCCACUGUGCGGUAACACUUCUUUUACUCAUCACACAGACACCACCACUUUCCCUUCUUUCAAGAUCGUUCCUCUCCAAUCCACUCCAACUCUCGGCUCCCGUCGCACUGAUGUCUAUUAUGGAGGAUGAAGACAGCGAAGACCCUCUCUUUGGUGAUGAGAGUCCCAAAAUCAAUGUUUCCAUUGAUGUGACGUCGUGCUUCCCUUGGUUCUCAUCAAAAACCGAGACAAAGUGUUUUGAGUCAUCCUCUCGCAUUCAGGGCGAAAAACAGAAAUUUAGUUCAGAAGGAGGGGCUUACGAUUUUCUUGGGAAGAAGAACAGAGAAAAUAGAAAGGCGGUGCUGACAACCCUUCUUACUUUCUGUAUCGAGGACUAUAAACAAGCGACACCUCUUCAUACAUAUAGCAGAGUCUUCAAACUGAUCAAGCAUAUUGGGGUGUAUGGGAAUGGCACCUUAGAUGACACUCUUGAGGAGAACAAAGCAAAGGUCGUAGCCGAGUACAACAAAGGUUUAGAGAUCAUUCAGAAGUUGUAUCCGCGUCUCAAACAAGAUCAAUUCAUGUUACUGUGGAACAAUGUGACAACUGCAAUCGAGGACAUUUCAGUUGAGUACGAGUUUGGUGAUGAUAUCGACAAAUGGAAAACACAGCUCAACACAUUUAUAGACAAGAACUUCACAAAAAAGCAGAAGGCGCUUGAGAUCUAUACCAUCAUUGCGUCGUCCGUGGUGAAGCGAAAAUUGUAUCUCCUAGUUUGUGAGAACUCGACAAAGAAAGUGUCCGACAUAUUUUGGGAGCAAAAGCCAGUCACUCCAAUCCACCCGCUUUCAAAUUGA
Messenger RNA from Entamoeba invadens IP1, 1830 nucleotides. RefSeq lists its product as hypothetical. Lineage: Eukaryota; Evosea; Mastigamoebida; Endamoebidae. Bases 1 to 1830 code for a protein of 609 amino acids. The transcript is spliced from 3 exons. Gene Ontology annotation, cellular component: endolysosome membrane; late endosome. The record is from RefSeq and is a predicted model, not a curated record. Gene Ontology annotation, biological process: endosome to lysosome transport; regulation of autophagosome maturation; endosomal transport.